AUGGACUCGGGUGAACUUCAGGAAGGUGCCUGCGAUGUUCCGCCACGACUCCCGUCUGCAGAAUUCAAAGAGCGGUACCGUGGCAUCACCUCAUUUUCCUAUAAUUCAAAGGUGGAAUACGUCUGUCGUCCAGGGUAGGUGAGAAAUAUUAGAGCUGACAACUUCCUUGUUUGUGGAAGGAACGGGAGGUGGCAUGGAACGAUGGAGAUCUGUAUACCAAAGCAGUGCAGCUACCCCGGGGAGCCGGCCAACGGCAGACUCGUCCUGGUAGAAAAGUUCACUUUUGGUUCAGCAGCGAACUUCACCUGCAACCCUGGGCACAGACUGGUUGGAAAUUCUCAAAUUCAUUGUGUGAUUAAAAAUGGGAUUGUUACAUGGGACAGAGAUAUUCCCAUCUGCGAGCCAAUACCGUGUCCACCCCCUCCAGAAAUAGCCAACGGGAAGCACAGUGGAGCUGACAAAGAGCUCUUUGAAUACGGAGCAUCCGUCACUUACCGGUGCGACACUGUCAGAAGAGGAGAGAGACCUUUCUCGCUGGUGGGAGACGCCUCGAUUUUCUGUACGACCACAGAUAACAUAAACGGGGUCUGGAGCAAACCAGCCCCGGAGUGCAAAGUGGUGAACUGUGAGCAUCCCAGCGUGGCCAACGGGCAGCUGCUGAGCAGGUACCAGGCUGCCUACACCUUCAGAGACACCGUCAUCUUCGACUGCAACUUCCGCUACACCCUGAGCGGCAGCGACACGUCCACGUGCAAGGAAAACGGCCUCUGGGACCCUCCGCUGCCGCUCUGUCAGCUCAGUAGCUGUGAUGACCCCCCAGACGUGCAGAAUGCUGUUAAAGCAAAACUCGCUGGCAAUUUGUUUCCUGCGGGGACUGUGGUUACCUACGAGUGUGCAGAGGGCCACCAGUUCAGCCCGGGAGAGACCACACGGCACGUUGAGUGCUUGCCAGAUUUUACAUGGACCGAACCCCCACAUCCUUGUGAAAGAAUUCGUUGCCCAAAUCCAGACAUCAGGAAUGGAAGGCACUUACAUGUAUGGGAAGAAAAAGACAAUUAUGUGUAUGGAGACAGACUGGAAGUUACGUGUAAUGAUGGCUAUGCUUUCAAGGGUCGGAGCAGUAACCUUGUGCUUCGGUGUACAAGUGAUGGUAGAUGGGAUCCAGCAGCACUGGAGUGCGCUCCAGAACCUCGUUGCCCAAAGCCAGACAUUGCUCAUGGAAUAGAGAUUUACAAAAGCAAAAAUGACUACACAGUUGGGACCCGACUGAGGCUGGCGUGUGAUCCGGGCUAUGUCCUCAGGGGCCAGGACUCGACCGAGUGCCAGGCUGGCUCGAGCUGGGCUCCCCCGUUACCGUUUUGUGAUAAAGUCUGUGGCCCCCCUCCACAAAUCUCCAGCGGGCAGCACUCCGGCUUGGGACGGGAGCAGUUCCCCUACGGCGCGGAGGUGACGUACAGCUGUGCAGAGGGUCUGUCCCUCAUUGGGGAUGACACCAUCUACUGCACCUCCGACGAUGGGGUGAACCUGACGUGGAGCGGACCCGCCCCGGAGUGCAGGGUUCAGUGUCCUCAGCCCCCAGAAGAGGAGAACCUAGUGGUUUACCCUUCGAAAUCCUGGUACAAGGUGAAUGAAACUCUGUCCUUCUACUGCAGUCUUGAUAACUCUCGAAGACUAAAUACACUAACUACCUGCUCAGCCAACGGCACUUGGAUACCGCCGCCCACGUGUAAAAAGCAUUAUACAUGCAAGGAGAUUCUUCAAGUCGGGGAAUUCUUCCAGUGUGGAGUUCCUCUGACAGAACUGAAAACUAUACUGGAAGUCCAGAAACUGUACCUGGAGAUCCAGAAGCUUUUGAAAGGAGGAUAA
This is a messenger RNA of Tauraco erythrolophus (red-crested turaco), 1866 nucleotides long. The record is from RefSeq and is a predicted model, not a curated record. NCBI's taxonomy places the organism in Eukaryota, Metazoa, Chordata, Aves, Musophagiformes, Musophagidae.